AACAGUAUCUGUAUGUAUUACUGAUUAUCUAGAGGGGAAGCUUUUUCUCCUAAGAGGUGGCUGUUUCAGAAUGGUCUCCGGAAAAUUAAUCAAACUCUUGGUUUAUGAGAUCUUAGAAUUUGCUGCUUUUUCCGUCCCAACACUUGUGGUGGCAGAACAGUUUGCCUUCGCCUACCAAAAGACAAAGAAUUCCAAUGAGAAGACAUUUUAUUGGCUUGUCGUGUCCAUUUCCAUAGCUUAUGUGGCAUUGGUGGCAUUGCUAGUUUGGGUUCCUGUAAAAGUUCUGCUGCACAAAAAGCAUCAUCUCCGUUCCAAAAUAAAACAAUGGAGACCUCCUCUAAUGAUGUGUAUGAUAUUCACAAUACUCCCAUGCUUUGGAUUUUCUAUAGCAGUCACAGAGGUCCAAAAAGGUGGCUCAAAUAGUUCAACAUCUGCACUGCCUGAAACCUUGCCUGACUUACCAGUAUCAUUGGUUAUGGCUUCUUUAAUUAUUGUUGAUAUAAUUGAAAAACUUCGGAAAUAUCCUCUCAAAGGAAGAUCAAUAAAAAAGGAAGAGCCACAAAUCCAUUCAACUAGUUUACAGCAAGUGAAAACUGUGACUGAGCAGGUGAAGACAAGUGAGGGAAACAAUACAGUCUCUGAGACCAACAUCUUUCCUGUCCCCAGGCCAAGAUCAUUUGGCCAGAACGGUCAACCUGUAUCUUCUGUGGCUGAUGAGUCACCAUUCGAUUCUGGAAUUUUGAGAGCAAUGUCCCAGAAAGACAAGCGUGCGGAGAUUUUUCUGACUAGUUUCAUUAUUUGGUCUGACACCAUUGAGAUGCUGCGUGUAUCUGGACAUCGUGAUGUGUUUAGGUCAGGGUGGUUAUACCCUGUUUACAUAUUUAGCUACAUCUCUUUGCUUCGAAUCAUAUUCAUACCACAAUUCAGUCUUCUCAGCUCCUUAGGUGUCUUUUUACAGGACUUCCCUUUUAUUUUUGUUCGAGUCAGUUUGAUUGCUGCUUUGGGGACAAUCACUCCUGUUUUAGGUCUUCUAAAAAACAUUCUAGUAACUCUUUCUUAUUUUUACUUCAACUACUUAACUAAAUUGAGAGUUUUCACCACCCACGAAAUAUCUUCCUUUUAGAUAGAAAAUGUUCUAUCUAAAAAGUAUAGUAAGACCUUACUCUGGUCAUUCCUUUUCCUAUUCCCUAGUCAAUCUGAGGUCUGAGUAGAAAAAACACCACCACAUGAAAUAUGGAUUUGCUAAGCAAACUAAUAAUAAACAAGGAUUUAGAUUGAAUAUUCAAUCUUCUUAAGGAAACAUUUUUUAAACAUGUGAACCUAUCAAUUAUUUGCAAUCUAAUGGGUGCUAUUUAUAAAUGGAGUUUUAUUUAUUCUUUAAAAUACUUACCCAAAGGCCCUCCCCUGGAAAGGUCCCAUUAGCUCUUUAGGAUUUGAGAAAUAGAGUUUACUAUUUUCACACAUCUUUUAUUAUUUUGCAGUUGUUCUAUGAGACUUUUCAUGAAUAUGGACUUAUUUUCCCCAAAGUAAGUCCCACAUGGAGGUUUUUUAAUAUGCAACAAAACCAAUGACAGUCAAUUGGAAAUUAACCUGUGAAAAGUAGUAGAAGUGUGGGGCUGAUGUGUAGAUUACAUGUCUUAUAAUAUUGAAAAUAUCCAUGAUUUAUUUACGUAUAAUGCAAGCCAGGCAAUGUAUGGGCUCAUCUCAAGGGGCAAGGGUCCUUCAAUAGGCAGAUUUAAUUGCACAAAUGUGUUCAAAGCUUAGCUCCUAGCAACCAGAUAUUUCAAUUUCUGUUUACAUACUAUCAGAUUUUUAAAACCUGUAUAUACGUUGUGUUGUCACUAGUGGAAUAUAAGAUCCCCGAGGACAGAGACUUUUAAGUAUGGUGCCUUUCAGAUUAGCACCUUCUCUGCAGCUUAGAGCACUGCUUAGUACCUUGAGAGUUUAAGCAACUUGCCCAGAAUCACAUAGCCAAUAUGUGUCAGAGGUAAGGUUCAAGGUUAAGUCUUCCUGGCUUCUAGGUCAGCUAUUUAUCCAUGAAGCUGACUGCCUCUCCACUUUGCACAUAGUAGGUACUUAAUAAAUGUCCUUUGAAUAUUGAAUAAAUACUGAUGUGAUAAUAAGCAGGAAUGUUGUUUAUCAUCAUGAAGGCAAGAUGAGGUUCAAUAGCAAAAUGACACUGGGACUAUCCAUAAAGCCUAGAGAUAUAAAUGUGGACACAGACAUAAUAGAGACCCUUUGGAACCCAUUUUAUUGUUAUUAGGAUUUGAACAAAAGUGGGUCUAAUCUGGCCCUUGAAAUAGCAAAAGAACUUAAUAUAUAUUGAAUUGGAAUCAAUUUCUAACAAAAUUCUUUUCUAAUAAAGUCAGAUAUACGAGCAUUUUAUGUUUGCCUUUUGGAAUUAAUUUUUGUUUUUAUAUUUCAACGUGGGUGUGCCUGAUGUUUUCGGAAGUUACAACACUUCAAACAAAAUAAUGAAACCACUUAACUUAAAAGGAUAUGUGAAACUAUUCAGUUUCCUCAUUUAAUUAACAGUAGAGGACUGUAUUUCAUUCAAACAACAAGACCCCAGAGCAUAGAAAAUACUUCACAAAUAUAUGUUGAAUAGGAAUCAAUUUCUAAAAAACUUCUUUUCCACCUAAAGUCAACUCAAUCAUUUGAACAAAUAAAGAGAGCAACAGUUCAGAUAUACCAGUAUUUUACUCAACAAAGUUGAAAUGAUGAGGGAAAGUAUAUUAAUGGAGUACUGGGACUUAAACUCGAUGGGAUUGGAUGAAAAGUUCUAUUAUUCAGUUUAUGCUAUAUUUCUAGCUUCUGAGAAGACUUUAGUGGCUGUUCCCAAACCAUAAUGAAUGUGAUAAAUAAGAAUGUGAGAAUGACGAUGCAAGGGCAUAAUUACAACAUAUACAUUAGAGGCUAUGAUGUACUUGUUCUGCUUUGGACCAAACGAAUGGAUAGAUAGAUAUCUUGGUUAAAAGUCAAAUGGCCAAUGUUAUUAGUAAAAAAGAUCAAUUUGCAAAUUUGUCAUCAGAUAGUGUUGUAUUUAUAUUUCUAGGGUCAAGUUUUAUCAAUUGGCUGGUUGAAAGAACUUAUAUCAUCUUCACAUUAGUGAUUGUUCCUGGAAAAUGAGAAUAGUGAGCCUGGAUUUCAAAAAUAGGCAUAAAUUCCACUAGAUAUCUCAACUAUUCACUAUUUUAAUAGAAUUAAAGUUCCCAAGUUAGAAGGUGGUUGUUAUGUAAGGAAAGAUGGUAUGCAUUAUCCUUAAUAAUAGAUCUACAAAUUGGACCUCAUCUUCUGGAUCUGUCAAUUUUUCUUCCUUGUUUGAAAACUUUUUCUCCUCAUCUGUUAUAUUUAUAUAUUUCUACAAAUCUUGGAAGUCCUUCAGUAAUUGAGACAUCUUGAAGGAAACACAUGUAAAACAGGUGCUAUUAAAGUUGUAUUUUUAAAAUACUUGCACAUUCAUUACAUUUGCAUUUUUAAGCAAACAUCGUGGGUUGUGUCCUCUUCAUAUUUCACAUAUUUUAUUCUGGGUUGAUGCAUUUAUUAUGGUUUCUCUAGCAAGUUCAUUUAUAUCAUUCAUGUAAGAGUUCUGAAGACAAUGGGAGGUCACAGAGGUAAAUGGAGUUAGAGAAUGGGAAAAGUAACAAAGGUGAAGAGAGAGACAAACAUCACCUUUGUACACCUAAACACACACUUGAGCAACUAGGUGGGUCAGUGGAUAGACUGUCAGGUCUGGAGUCAGAAGGACCUUAGUUCAAAUUUGACCUUCCUCAGACACUUACUAGUUGUGUGUCCUUGGGCAAGUUUGCCUUAGUUUCCUCAUUUUUUAAAUGAUCUGGAGAAGGAAAUGGAAACACUCCAAUAUAUUUGCCAAGAAAAUUCCAAAUGGUAUCAUGAAGUUAGACAUGACUGAAAAUGACUAACCAAUAGUACAUCUGAACUGCAACUAACUGUAAUUAUAACUGGGGAAAAUACAGUUGAGUGGGAUGCAGCAAUGACAAUGU
Monodelphis domestica (gray short-tailed opossum) is the source of this 4004-nucleotide messenger RNA. RefSeq names its product transmembrane protein 236 (gene TMEM236). The record is from RefSeq and is a predicted model, not a curated record. Lineage: Eukaryota; Metazoa; Chordata; Mammalia; Didelphimorphia; Didelphidae.